Molecule: messenger RNA, 2760 nt
Organism: Colletotrichum paranaense
Lineage: Eukaryota; Fungi; Ascomycota; Sordariomycetes; Glomerellales; Glomerellaceae
Exons: 6
Coding region: 1-2760 (919 amino acids)
Biological process (GO): DNA-templated transcription
Molecular function (GO): DNA binding; zinc ion binding
Source: RefSeq, a predicted model, not a curated record
AUGAACUUUUACCCGGUACCUCCGAUCAUACAAGCUGAACUCUACAUUCGAGUUCCAGAUGAGCUUCGUUGCCAUGGCAAAGAAACUGAGUGGCGAGGUGGCUUUGCGCGCCCAUUUCAACACAUCUUCCUUGAGGGCCCAAUCGUCGAUGAUCUUGGCAACCUUUACAUAGUGGACAUUCCCUACGGCCGAAUCCUCAGGAUUGACCCAAAAAAGACUAUAAGUGUUGUUGCAGAAUGGGACGGCGAGCCUAAUGGGCUUGCGGCAACCGACGAUGGUCGACUGGUUAUUGCCGACUACAAGCAGGGAAUACUCUCCUUCGAUCCUUCUGAUCGGAAGAUCAAACCGUUGAUCACCCGGCGUCACUUAGAGCGAUUCAAAGGCCCAAAUGACGUGAUUGUCGAUUCGAAAGGAAGCAUCUACUUCACCGACCAAGGUCAAACCGGCAUGACAGAUCCAACUGGCAAAGUCUACCGGCUUUUACCUGACGGAAAGCUGGAGACACUUGUAGAAAAUGGAGUAUCCCCAAAUGGACUGGUUCUCUCACCUGAUGAAAGGUUCUUAUUCGUCGCCAUGACGAGAUCCAACCAGGUCUGGAGGCUUCCUCUUCAUCCCGAUGGAACAACAACCAAAGCUGGCGUCUUUUUCCAGUCAUUUGGAAACGCUGGUCCAGACGGCCUGGCGAUCGAUGAAGAAGGCAGUCUUUUCAUCUGUCAUCCAAGCUUGGGGUCCGUAUUUGUGGUUGAUUCCAAUGGGAUCCCCAAGGCACGCAUCCUUGAAAGACAGUUGACUCAAGAUGUGGACACCUUGCCCGCCGAUGAGGUCCAAUCGUGUGACGAUGCCAACCAGCCUGCCGCAGAGACUGGUCCAACUGUCAUCUCGAUCGAGAACUCAACUGUCUCACACGGAGAGGGACUCGGAUUCAUGGCUUCUCUCUUCGCAGAUCCAGACUUGAGAAGUAACAACACCGAAUUACUACAACUAUUGGCGAGAGUUCCUAGCGCCUCUGAACCUAUUCUUCAACCUUGUGGUCCUCCUCCAGACGAAGAAGGCAAGGCUCUGUUCGAUAAAUAUCUGAGUUGGUCUCACGUGCAAAGUCCUUUUCUUCGCCGAGACGAGGUCAAGAGUCUCUGUGGCCGGGUCUUCUCACACGAAUCGGCCGGCCAACCUGCUUCAAAUCACGAUCUUUUUCGCGCAUGUAUGAUCCUUGCAAUCGGUGCAGUGCUUCCAUUCCUGAAUGGCACCCACGACCAGCACCCCGAAGGAUACUAUCUCGCUGCCUUGCAACGUAUGGGGCCAGACUUUCUUACACGAGGCCUAGCCUCAAUCCAAGACCUGCUCUUAAUAUGCCGCUUUGGUAUCUAUCAUCGGAUAGGCACGUCCAUUUGGGAUGUCGUUCGGCUGUGUGGUCGUCUGUGCAUCGAACAAGGAUUGCACCACAACGAUAACGACUCCAUGAACUUCAUGCAAGUUCAAAUGAAGCGACGAGUUUUCUGGCAAGUCUACAUGAUCGACAGAUAUAGCUCUACGGUCCUGGGAAAACCAUUUAGUAUCGAUGAUUGCGAUAUUGAAGUCGGCUUUCCGGCGGAUGCAAAUGACGAGGAAAUUGUCACUGCUAAUCAAAUUUCAAGCAAUUUCGAGGCUUUUCGAUCAUCCCACGCCACCCUGGACACGACCGAGAUGACCGUCUUCUUCAUCUCCGUACGUUUGCGGCAAAUCUCUUCCAGAAUCCACUCCGAUUUUUCUAGACUUGCCUGCAACUACCUCCAACCUUCCAAGAGUCAUCUGGCUCCUGGUCAUAUAUUUCAAACUCUCAGCUGCUUGAUGCAAGACCUACAGCACUGGAGAGAUAAUUGCCCGGCAUUCCAGCAGCCAAAAUGUCUGUAUGAGUCGCAGGACUGGUAUGAUCUCUUGCUAGCUAGGGAGCAACUUUACCUAGUCCGACGAGCCAUUGAUCUUAUGCCCAAACGAGGCGGGAAGACGCCCCAUCAUAUUUCCGUCCUAUGCCUCAGAAUUGCACUUCGAACAAUUUGGGCUUACUCAAGACUGUGCCAACAGCGCCCACUCACCACACAUACCCGCAGCUACUUCCACAUGAUGUUUACCGCUGGUCUUUCGGUGCUGUUUUGUGUUUCUACCGCAACGAAAAUAGACAAAGAAGGUCUUUCGGAUGCUUCAGCCGGACUGAUUCGGUGUGAAGAGACACUAAAGAACAUGGCGGAGCAGUUACCAAGUGCCAAACAAUAUGUUGCCGUCUUUGAAGCUCUUCGACGAAACACCACUCGAAAACUAGACAAAGUUCUCGAGAACUUACAAUCUGACGUCCUAUCUCAAGGCAAGACACUGGAAUACACGAGAGCCGGGUUCCGGCAAUCAUCAGAAAGAUUCUCUGAGCCGCUAGUAGCCUCAGGAUCUUCGAUUCUUGGUUCGCAGUGCGUCUCAGGACCCAGUGCCCUGAGUACGAACCUUGAUGCCAGAGUUCAAGAAACAAACUUUCCAGGAAGCAUUCCGAGCAACCUUUCGUUUGUGCCUGCCGUUGAGAGAGCCAUGGUGGGCAAUCCUAUAACAUUAUCCCACGGUUCGAAAAAUACGUGUGGGCCAAUACCAGCCACAGCCACUUUCUCCCCGGGAAGCGGUUUCAUGGACUGGGCGCUUUUAGGAGACGAGGCACUAUGGAAUAUGGAAUCCGCCUUGGGGGAAUAUGUGUACGGUGAUCCAGAGAGGCACAUUGGAGCGUUGGAUGCGUUUGAGUUUCAAUGA